Messenger RNA from Sphaerodactylus townsendi, 2853 nucleotides. It is a transcript of the gene GJC2, whose product is annotated as gap junction protein gamma 2. The transcript has 2 exons. NCBI's taxonomy places the organism in Eukaryota, Metazoa, Chordata, Lepidosauria, Squamata, Sphaerodactylidae. The coding region runs from base 509 to 1765 and encodes 418 amino acids. The record is from RefSeq and is a predicted model, not a curated record. Gene Ontology annotation, cellular component: connexin complex. Gene Ontology annotation, biological process: cell communication.
CAUUAGUCAUGCUUUCAGUCUUCCUGAACGGUUACGGAUGCCCCAAACUGGCGCUCGUAACUUCCUCUUGACAUUAAGCAGGAGGAUUUUAAGGAGAGUCUGAGGUGGUGUCUUCUGCUGGCUUUAAAUAUAAAGAAAUAUAAAGAAAAGUGCCGAGAUUCUUUGAUGUGUAUUUAUGAAGACUUUGUUUCGGUGUUUUUCUCUAGUGGGACCAAUCUGGCGUUUUGCUUUCAGCUGACGCCUGAAUGCCUCGAAGAGGGUUUAUUUUGGGGACGGGGGGCUCGAUAGAAAGGCAGAGUCUGACAGGAAGUGUCUAAAAGUUUGCUAAAACGGCUCCUUUUCACGGCUCCGGUUUUUUCUCAAGACGUCACUUUUUUGAUGGAGCUAUAUAUCUCGCCCCCCUUCCUAAAACGGUGCUGCGUGUGGAAAAAUUUGCUUGGGAAUGUGUGGCGGGCGAGGGAGGCCUGCGGCAGGAACAUCGUGUCUCUGUUAUAAAUGAAUAGCCCCUAUGACCAACAUGAGCUGGAGCUUCCUAACCCGCCUGCUAGAGGAGAUUCACAAUCACUCCACCUUCGUGGGGAAGGUCUGGCUCACCGUCCUGAUCGUCUUCCGGAUUGUCCUCACGGCCGUCGGCGGCGAGUCCAUCUACUCUGAUGAGCAGAGCAAGUUCACCUGCAACACCAAACAGCCCGGCUGCGACAACGUCUGCUACGACGCCUUCGCCCCGUUGUCCCACGUCCGGUUUUGGGUCUUCCAGAUCAUCAUGAUCUCAACGCCGUCGGUCAUCUACUUGGGCUACGCCAUCCACAGAAUCGCACGGUCCAGCGAGGAAGAGCAGAAGAGGUUGAGGAGUUUCAAGAGGAAGAAGCAGUUUGCACUGAACUGGCAAGCGGUCCGGAACUUGGAAGACCCCUUGGGAGCAGAGGAGGAGGAGCCCAUGAUCGGAGACGAUGCCGCUGAGAGCGAAGAGAAGGCCAAAGUCAAGGAAAACAAGAAGGAGCAGCAGAAACAUGAUGGCAGGAGGCAUAUCCAAGAGGAGGGCUUGAUGAAAAUUUACGUCUUCCAGCUUCUCACGAGAGCCACUUUUGAAGUUUGCUUCUUGGUAGGCCAGUACUUGCUGUACGGCUUUGAAGUCACUCCGUACUAUCUGUGCAACCGAGUUCCUUGCCCUCACGAUGUUGACUGCUUUGUGUCGAGGCCGACGGAGAAGACCAUCUUCCUCUUGGUGAUGUACGUGGUCAGCUGCCUCUGCCUGUUGCUCAACGUGGCCGAGAUGUGCCACCUGGGCAUUGGGACCAUCCGAGACGCCAUUCGGGAGCGAAAAAUCCACAGCUUUCGGCAGCCCCCCUACAAUUACGCUGCCUACCCAAAGAAUAUCUCCUGCCCUCCGGAAUACAACCUGGUGGUGAAAUCAGACAAGCAGGCCAAGGUUCCCAACAGCUUGAUGGCUCACGAGCAGAACUUGGCCAACGUGGCUCAGGAACAGCACUGCACGAGCCCCGACGAGAACAUCCCACCAGAUUUGUCCACGCUCCAUAAACACUUGAGAGUGGCACAGGAGCAACUGGACAUUGCCUUCCAGAGCUACAACAACACUCAGGCAAACGCUCAGCCAUCACGAACCAGCAGCCCCGAGUCAGGCGGGACCGUGGCCGAGCAGAACCGAGCCAACACCGCCCAGGAGAAGCAAGGAGCGAGGCCCAAAGCCAGCUCGGAGCGAGGCAGUUCUAACAGCAAGGAUGGGAAGAAUUCUGUAUGGAUAUAGCAGAGGGGCGGACAAGGGGUUUUCAGGCCAAGCCAGGGCCUCAGGGAGCUGGGGAAGGGGAUUCUGUUCUCUCCAUCAAGAUGGGAUGUGUUCAAGAGCGCCUUAGCAAAGAGGGUCAUUUUGGUAUAUAAAAGCCCAGGGUUUCUGCCAGACAGUUUCAAGCAGUGCAUUUCAGGAAUGGUUGGUUUCCAGUAGGUUAACAAGGGGCUCCUUCUCUCCCCCACCCCACUUGAUUCCUGAUGUCCAAAUAUUUCAACAUCUGGAAAGAGGGGAAAUUUUGCACACUUGUCCUUACUCCGCAGGAGGGUUUCGCCCGUAAUAUACAACGUCGUUCUUUCCAGACAGAUACCUGGGCUUUAUCCCCUUCCGAGUGUGAGGAAGGGAUGUUGAUGCCAAUGUUUUGUUCUCUAACUCAAGGUUCGGGGUGAAAGCAUUUCUUCUCAGGAGAUCUGGGACCCUCCAGCCCUUGUUCUGCCCAGUUUGGCUCUCAGGAAUAGUCUGCAUUCAGUAUUACACCCUCAGCUCCACACUGUGUCCAGCUUUUCUCUGCCUGCCUGUUCCCCUUACCUGUCCAACUGUUUAACACCCUCCACACUGUGCCUUUCAUUUUCACUGAUUCCUCCGGGUUCCGUUAUCCUCCUGUCUUACAUAUGUAACUUACAACCAGUUGCAACUGAUUUAUGGAGAUCCCAGCAAGGGGAUUUCUAGGCAAGUGAGAAUCAGAGGUGGUUGGACAUUGCCUUCCCCUGCAGAACCUUCCUUGGUGGUCUCCCAUCCAAGACUUAUGGCAACCCCAGCAAGGGACUUCCAAGGAAAGUGAGAAGCAGAGGUAGUUUGCCUUUGCCUUCUUUUGCAGAGCCUUCCUUGGUGGUCUCCUAUCCAGGAGUUUUGGUGACCUCACCCAGGAGCUUUCUAGGCAAGUGAGAAGCAGAAAUGACUGGCCAUUACCUUCUGCUGCAGCCUGCAGAGCCUUCCUUGGUGGUCUCCCAUCCAAGACCAUGGCGACCCCAAAAAGGAGCUUUCAAGGCAAGUGGGAAACAGAGGUGGCUUGCCAUUGUCUUCCUCUUCAGAGUGUUCCUUGAUGGUCU